Molecule: messenger RNA, 576 nt
Organism: Gongylonema pulchrum
Lineage: Eukaryota; Metazoa; Nematoda; Chromadorea; Rhabditida; Gongylonematidae
Source: the annotation of a GenBank genome assembly
AUGUUCAGCAACAAAAGAACCCGAAACGAUGUGUCAUGUUUCACAUUCUUCCUCACAAUGGCAAUUGAAUGCAGUUCGAAUGAGAGAGUACGCUGUAUUGUUACCGAUUUUGAAGCAACUAAAAAUGAGAUGAGGAAAGAAUCUACACUGUUUGCGGCUCCGUGCAACUUCGUGCUUUGCGAGCUCCACCUACGUUCAAACGUUAAAAUUUUGUUGAGGCAGUGUGGAGCAAGUAAGGAAGUUCAGGACAAAAUAUUGCUGGGAAUAUUCGGGCAAGAAGUGCAAUUGGAGCACGGAAGAGAACGGAUAUGCGGCUAUCUGUUGCCGGUACGAAUCACGUCAGGCCUGGGUAUUGGCAGAGUUACUAAUAACCUUUCGAGGAACACCAUUGGGCGACUGAAAAAUCUGUUACAGGAAAUACAGUACAGUGGUCUGCAUGUCAUCAUCCGAGUGGUGAAGGAAUUAUGUAAAGAAGAAAUAGCACGUAUGAAGCGCAGCAUAAUCAAAAAUGAUGAAGAGUAUGAGCUGAUUGGAAAAUACGCGAAAUUUGCUGUUUCGGCAGACGAAUGGAAUCAA